Molecule: messenger RNA, 2391 nt
Organism: Naegleria fowleri
Lineage: Eukaryota; Heterolobosea; Eutetramitea; Acrasida; Naegleriidae
Exons: 1
Coding region: 1-2391 (796 amino acids)
Molecular function (GO): RNA polymerase II C-terminal domain binding; mRNA (2'-O-methyladenosine-N6-)-methyltransferase activity
Source: RefSeq, a predicted model, not a curated record
AUGAGUCCUUCUCAUCAUUCUCAUCAUGCUCACUCUCGCCAACCAUCGAUGGCCACUCAGCAGCAACCGACGCAUCACUCCAACAACAACAACAACAACAGGCGAACACAACAAAAUAUGGCGCAAGACGACCGUGAUCUCUCAGGAGAACCAUCAAAUCAUUAUCCGAAUAAUAAUAAUAAUAAUAUUGUUCAUCACAUUCCACCACCAAGACAACCGUUGGGAGGAUAUUAUUACGGUUAUCAAAGUAGUCCUCGAGGAGGAGGAGGAGGAAGAGGAGGAACAUUGGACACGACGACGAGUACUAGUCUUGGUGAUCAUCAUUAUCCACCACCUCCGAGCCAUCAUCAAUAUCAACAACAACAUGUUCAUCCUUCUUUCCAUCCUUCAUCCUAUUCCGAGCAUUACAAACCCUAUAGUAAUAGUAGUCAUACCUCCACGAGUGGUGAAAGAGGCUUUAGAAAGUAUGAUUCAUCCUCCGAACAUCAAAAAAAAAGAAAUUUUGAUCAUUACACUAGAAAUACUUCUUAUGGAGGUAAAAACAAGUACAGAAAGAAUGAUAAAAGCGGACCUCCUCCUCUUGAUUCUAAUACUAUCCAUUUAAAGGCUAACGAUGAUAAGGUUCCACUCCGAAAUGGAAUUCCAAUUUGGAAUUUUUCAAUCGACCAUUCUCAAUAUGAUAUUAAAUCCAAUGGAGAGGAACAACGAAAAAGAUUCUUUCAGAUCAAUGCCAAAGAAGGAACUCUAGACAAUCCUGCUUUUGCAUCUUUUAUUGAAUAUCAUAGAUACAAGAAAAUUGUACAAUUGAGAUUGGCCUAUGAAAAAGAUGUGAAAGAAUUACUCUUUGAUUUAGAAGCUCCAAAAGAAUCUUUGAAUCGAUGGUUAUUUGAACAGUUAUCAUCGGUGGAUUCAUCUCUAUUAGAAUCAUCAUGUUCUGAACAAACUCUUCUCAUUGAAAAACAAUCUACUUCUGAUUUUUUAUUGAAAAGACCUGAAUUUGCAUUAGAAAGUGAGGUAUUGAGAGCUGAAAUUUAUUCUGAAAUUCCAAGUCGUUUGAGAUGUCGAACUGUCAAUCAAGCACUCACCUCCUUAGAUUAUUAUUACAAAAAUGGAUGGGAAUGGUUAAGGAAAGUUAGAACCUUAAAUCAACCUCAACAAUGUGAAAAAAUUGAACAACAAUUGAAACAAUUAAGAGAUUGGAUGAAUCACAACAACAACAAUAAUCAAAGAUAUUCUAAUAAUUAUUUAUCUAUUUUAGAAGAAAAACAAAAAGAAUUAACAAAAAAUUGUACCAUUUUAUUUAAACAAAUUUUGAAGGAUCGAGUGGAUGAAGUGUGUCAGAGACUUGUUGAUAAUUCUAAGAAAAUUGCAGAAUCAUUGAGCACAGAGCGUUUGAAAGAAUCCUUUACUCAACAAUCGAUGGAUGUUCAAUUGGAAUUUAAUGAACAAGAAUUACUUUGUAAAGUAACAUUGUAUUCUAUGAGUAGAAGUGAUGAAGGUCAUGAUAGUCAUGGUGAUGAUGGUGGUCAUGGCAGUGAUAGCACUAAUAGUAACAGUAACACCACCAAUAGUAACAGUAACACCACCAAUGGAAACUCUCAACACUCACAACAUCCAUUGGAUACCUUCAAGUUGAAUUUAAUUCAUUACAACAAAUUGAGAUUACUCUACAAGAAAUGCAAUGAAGAGAGAGAUCCAGAAAUGAAAGAAUUUAAAUAUAGACUCUAUACUCUCAUUAGAAGAUAUCAAACAUUCUUUGGAGAUUCAUCAAGUGAAGAAGGAGCUAAUUUCCAUGCAGCUCUUCCUGAGAAAGGAUUUGAUUUUUUAUAUCGAGAAUUUCAAGUGUGUCAUGAAUGUUUUGCAUCACCCAUUAAUUGUUAUUUUAAUUCAUUUUGUAGUGCAUUUCCAGAUACGGAUGUGUAUUUUGGUUCAAGAGGAUCAUUCUUUGAAUUUAGACCUACACGAGGAUUCUUUGAAUGUGGACCACCCUAUACCUUAGAGGUGAUGAACAAGACUGCUAGGUAUUGUCUCGAGUUGUUGAAAGCUUCUAAUGAACCACUCGCAUUUGCUGUUUUUGUACCAGAAUGGACAGAUACUGAAUAUGGAAAUAUUUUACAUCCUGAUCAUACUCCAUUUUGUACGGGACAUUUAUUGGCUGAACAAGGAAAACAUGAAUAUGUGAUUGGAAUGCAACAUUUUAAAGAGAAUGAUCAACGGUAUUGGACUCUUCCAUUUCCAACACAUGUCUAUUUUCUCCAAAAUGAAGAAGGAAAGAAAAAGUGGCCAAUUACACCACAAUUAAUUGAGAGGUAUAAAAAGGUGAUGGAAAUGGAUCAUAAUGGUGCAGGAAGUAGUACUGGUGGUGAUAGUAGUAUCAGUAGCAAGAAGUAA